Messenger RNA from Silurus meridionalis, 4412 nucleotides. RefSeq names its product WD40 repeat domain 95 (gene wdr95). The transcript has 32 exons. Bases 43 to 3534 code for a protein of 1163 amino acids. Lineage: Eukaryota; Metazoa; Chordata; Actinopteri; Siluriformes; Siluridae. The record is from RefSeq and is a predicted model, not a curated record. Gene Ontology annotation, molecular function: protein binding; calcium ion binding.
CCGAGGAAAACCUUUGCACAAGUCAUUAAAACUCUUCCAGAGAUGCUGCUGGGAAAUAAAACUCGUCCCACUUCUGCUGCGGGUAAAAUUGAGACUCAAAACAUUACCAGUCUUCAGACUGAACUCAGACCUGUGUGUGGAGCCACUGUGAACAGCUUGUCAAGGCAAACCGAAUGUAGAGCUGGAAGUGUUGCAGUCCUGAGUGGAAGAUCUGAUCUGAUUGAGACACGUUCUGGGAAAAGCUCGAAGCCAGAGUGGCUGGAAAAAGAACUUCUAAGGCAAAAGCACAGACGGCAUACAAUACUUUUUGGAGACAGUGUGAAAUUCAGCCAGUACUGUGUUCAUAGUCCUUGCAUCUCUAAAUUUAAGAUUGAGCAGAAGGUGUCCCUUGAAAGUCUCACAAAGCUGAAAUUGGCAUUUGAGGAAUUUGAAAAUGCUGGUACCAGAUUUCUGGAUCUCCCUCACUUUUGUCAUGUCCUUAAGAAGUGUUUGGGUUUGCCUGCCAUUAACGAUGCACAAAUCCGUGAGCUCUUCAUGAAGAUUGAUUACUCUGGAAGAAACAGCAUCGGAUGGGAUGAGUUCUGCACAUACAUGCAGCUGGAGUACACAGAAAAAGAGGAGUCGGUGGUCCGAGCUAAGCAGGCAGCCUUCAUCCUGCCAGCCAAAAUAAAGCCCCUGAUGCAUGGUGAGCCCAUUCUGAGGAUCCAUCCCACCCCUGGUGCAGCCAUAGUGACUGUGAGAGAAGAUGGGACAGUCAACUACUGGAGCCCUAAACUUCAGCUGAGGAAGAACAAAAGUGUGUUUUAUGAGCGACCCAUUGGACGGACCCCAAAGUGGGCGACUGAUUUUAUCGUAAUGCCACAGUACAACAAGCUGAUCAUUGGAACUGGGGACAGAGAAAUUCAGCUGUAUGAGCUUUCUUCACUCGAACCUUACUGCCAGAUAAACUCCCUGGAAACCAUUCCUCUGAAAUUAGACUACUGUUAUACUGGCCCUGAUGAAUGUGCCAUUAUAUAUGGUGAUACUCAGGGCUGUGUGAAUAUCAUACUAAUGACAUCUGUGGGGGAGACACUGAGGAUGUGGAAGAAAUUGACGAAGGUUGAAAAUGUGCCCAAUAUCAGCAUCGAUUUCGCAGUCCAGUCACCAAAUGUGACGUAUAUUAGAUGGAAAGUACAUCAAGACUGGGUAACAGAGCUGAAAUACAUUAAUAGCAUUCCUGCAAUUAUAUCCACAUCAAACCAUGAAGCCUCUGCUCUUGUUAUAGGUUGCAUUCAGCCAUCCACCAAUAUUGAACAGCAGUUAAAGGAGAUUAAGGAGAUGCAUGAGGCUAAACCCAAAAAAGUGGUUUUCAGCAUCAGCAGCCCUCAGCCAAGAGCACCAUGUGACCAAACCAUCUUUUCCAUAUAUAAAGGAGUCAAGACCUUUGAUCUGUGCAAGAAGCAUAAUCUCCUGGUGACAGGCGGGAUGGACAGAAUAAUACGCAUGUGGAAUCCUUAUGUUCCAGGGAGGCCCACAGGAAUUCUGAAAGGUCAUACUGCUCCCAUCUUCUAUCUGUGUAUCUCCUUAGAGGACAGCCGCAUUUUCUCCGUCUCCACAGACAGCACUGCCAGGAUAUGGGAUAUAGAAGAUCAGUGCUGUCUGUUCGAUGCCCAUCCCAAAGCGAGUUAUCUGCGUGGAGAGUUGUCGGCCUGCCUGUAUUUCCCUACAGCAAAGAGCCUAUAUGUAGCAACUGAGUCACUCGCUUUACUCUCCCUCAAAACCAAAUCACAGCCUGAAAGCAGCCAUAUCGUUUCCCAUAAGGAGGCAGUGCUGUGCUGCGGAUACAGUCAGGAGUUUCGGCAGGUGGUGAGCUGCACUGAUGCGUCAAUUGUAAAAGUUUGGGACAUGGACACAGGAAGUCAGCUCUUUGAGUAUGGAGAUGCUCAUGGAGUUUCAGCCAUAACCUGCAUGGCAUUUGAUCCAGAAGGAAGAAGACUUGUAACAGGUGGCAGAGAUGGCUGUCUCAAAAUCUGGAACUUCCACAAUGGCCACUGCCUAAAGACACUGAGACGAGAAGAUAAAAGCACUGAGAUCUGUGACUGCUCCUAUCUGCAAGUGCACACAAACAAAUUUGUGAUGUCGGUUGGCUGGGGUCGAAGGAUUGACGUUUACUUAGAUAUUCCUGGUGACACUCGUCAUGUUCAAAGGCCACAACCGUCAUGGCCAGAAGACCUGAAAAAGGGACACAAAGAGGACAUUUUAUGUAUAGCCCAGUGUCCCCCCACUCUGAUUGCGACCGGCAGCUAUGACGGAGAAAUCAUUGUGUGGAAUGUGGUUUCUGGACAUAUCUUGUGUCGCUUUCUUACACCUCUGCCUCCACAUGCAGACCAUGCUGAAGUUGUGAAAAGAAGUGUGCUGAAUCUCGUUUUCUUAAAGACCCGGGCGUUAGAUUCAGCAUUCAAUUCAGCUGCAUCUCUCCUGUCCUCUGGAACUGAAGGCUCCCUCUCACACAGAGCUGUUUUUAAUGAAUCCUGUUGUGCGGUCUAUUUUGAAGUGGUCAUGGAGGUGCUUUACUUCCUCCCAUGCCUCGGUCCUUCACAAUUUGUAAUUAUUCCUAUCUGGAUUGUGUUUUCUUUCUGUGUAGUUGUGAAAAGAAGUGUGCUGAAUCUCGUUUUCUUAAAGACCCGGGCGUUAGAUUCUGCUUUCAAUUCAGCUGCAUCUCUCCUGUCCUCUGGAACUGAAGGUUAUGUUCAUUUCUGGAAUGUGUUGAAUGGAGGGAAAUGUUUUACCUCUUUUAUGGCGUCAAGACACCAGCAGCAGGUCACAAAACUGGCCGUCACACAAGACGACCGCCUCCUCUUUGCUGCCGAUCAUAUCGGCUACGUCUGUGUUUACGACAUUAAGGAUUGUGCCAUCACCCAUGAACAAAACCAUCCAAAAACCCUUAACUUUUGGCGAGCACACAUUAGUAGCAUCACUGGCUUGCAGAUCAUUGAGAAUGACCAAGUUCUGCUCACCUCCUCUCUGGACUGCACAGUGCGUUUAUGGAGCAUCCAUGGCGAGUUUAUAGGAACCUUCGGACAGCCUGAUCAAUGGAGCCUCCAGACUGCAUCAUCAUGGCAGCACCCUGCUGUUCCCUAUGAGAUUCUAGUAGAUCCUCUGAGCAUGCCUUCACAUGCCAUGCUUAUUGGCAAGUCAACUCCAUUAGAUGAUCACAGCUCUACCAAAUCUGAAUGCACAAAUAGUGAGAUAGAUGUACCCACUACCAUCACAUCCCCAUUGACAAGAUCCAGCCACAAAGAAAUCAUGGAAAAGAUUAACUCUCUAUAUCCUAAAUGUGGAAAAAGACUGCGACAUGAAAUAUUCAAGCACUCCAACAAGCACCUAAACCACGGGGGCCUUAAGGCCCACCACAAUCUGCGGUAUUUCGAGAUUGUUAAUGUCCCUACUACAUGUGAGAAGCCAGACCUCUCGCUUGCAGGGAUUGACCCCUUCAGAAGCAGUUCGUUAAAUGAAAAGAACGCAGGAAAUUCAAGGCAGCUCAAGAGACAAUGAUAUAAACAAAAUGGAUUAUUCUAAAGAACAUAAUAGCCACAUGAAUACAGGGAAAACACAAGUUCAGGAGAACUGAGCAGAACUCAGUUAAAAUGUACACACGAUAAGCAAGUACUUUCCAGUACUGAUAUAAAAUAUCACAAAAAUACAAAAUUCGCUCAUUUAUUUCUUAUGUAUUUGUUUCAUUCUUGCAUCCAUUUUUCUCAGAAUAUAACAUACGCUUAGUUUAAGAUACAUGAAAACUAAAAUGACUCAUUAUUAAUUAAAUCACUAUUCUUAGCAAACUACACUGGCAUAAAAUAAAUUAUGUUUUAAAAAUAAAGAAAGAAAAAGAAAAAUGUCGGUUACUAUGUAGGCUGUAGAUGAUUUAUGCAGAGGCACUAUUGCAGGUGGUCUCCUUUGUGGCUGAUUUUCUUUUUUUAUUAUUUUAAUUUGGUAGAAUUUUGUUACACUCCAUGGAGACCUCUUGUGGACCCUUUAUUUGCUGUUUUCUGUCAGGCAGGUUACUCUAAAUUUAAGUUAGUCUGUCUGAAAUGAAACGGUAUAGUAAGAACACAAAUCAGCCAUUAUAGACCAGUACAUAUUAGGCUUGUCUACAUGACUGUCACUGUUCUCUAGAGAUCGAGAUUGUUAGAUCAGGAAUGACCCCUUUAAUCGCCUUUUAGAGCAGAGCUUUCAUUUAAACAAAGCUAUAAUUUAAAGUAAGCUAUAAUUGGAACAGAGCUAUAAAGUUCCACCAAAGCUUUACAAUGCCCUGUUAUUAGAGACUAAAAUACGCAGCAGUUUGUGUCAUUUGUCUUCUUGCAGUUGUUAGGGAAAAUUGGGACAUGUUCUAAAUAUAGGUUAAUUUCUCUUUUAUUUGCCAUGCUUGAGGUAAA